Molecule: messenger RNA, 3909 nt
Organism: Aedes albopictus (Asian tiger mosquito)
Lineage: Eukaryota; Metazoa; Arthropoda; Insecta; Diptera; Culicidae
Gene: Ide
Product: insulin-degrading enzyme
Exons: 8
Coding region: 215-3382 (1055 amino acids)
Biological process (GO): peptide catabolic process
Cellular component (GO): cytosol; mitochondrion
Molecular function (GO): metalloendopeptidase activity; metal ion binding
Source: RefSeq, a predicted model, not a curated record
CAAAAAUUUUCGCUGAGCAGCAGUUUUCAUUCGCGAGUUCGUCGGUCGGUCGCCUUGUUGAAAAAUUGUGCUACUGUUUGUGCAAUCAUCUGAACAAUCAUUCAUUUUAUAUUUAUACUUUCACUGCAUUGGCAAGAUAAAACUUAAGCGUAUCUUUUGCGUUGUUGGAAAAGCUUGUACGGUGGUGCGUUUCUUGUCCCUUUAGUUUCGUUUAAUGUAUCAACAACUUUGCCGUCGCGUCUCAUGGACUACAGUGCGUGAGGGAAAUCUGCUAGCAGCAAGGAAUUCUUUGCUCGUUCGAGCUUCGGGAAGAUUUGUGCACAACAGUAGCAGCAGGUCGCAUCAAACCGGAAGUGCCACUAGCAACAUCGCCAUGGAGACGACCUUGGCCAACAAUAUACCACUGCCGAAGCUGUCGAACGGAACGGUCGCGAUGGGAGCUGGAAAGCUGACCCGGUUCGAUAACAUAACUAAGUCCCAACAGGACAGCCGCAACUACCGGGGACUGCAGCUGGAGAAUGGUCUGAAAGUGCUGUUGAUUUCCGAUCCCAGCACGGACAAGUCGGCGGCUGCGCUUUCGGUGGAAGUGGGCCAUCUGAGCGAUCCGGACGAGAUUCCCGGGCUGGCGCACUUCUGCGAGCAUAUGCUGUUCCUGGGGACGAAGAAGUACGUAAACGAGAACGAUUACAUGUCUUUUCUGUCGGAGAACGGAGGAAGCUCGAAUGCGGCGACCUACGCGGACACUACCAAGUAUUACUUCGAUGUUGUCCCGGAGAAGCUACCGGAGGCAUUGGAUCGAUUUUCGCAGUUCUUCAUUGCUCCACUGUUCACGGAAUCGGCCACUGAGAGGGAGAUCAAUGCAGUCCACUCAGAACACGAGAAAAACCUCUCAAUGGACGUCUGGCGCAUCCGCCAGGUGAACAAGUCGCUGUGCGAUCCGAAACAUCCGUACAACAAGUUCGGCACCGGAAGCAAGAAGACCCUGCUGGAAGAUCCCAAAAUCAGCAACAUCAACAUCCGGGAAGCACUGAUGGAAUUCCAUGCCAAAUGGUACUCGGCCAACAUCAUGAGCCUGGCCGUCUUCGGGAAAGAAUCGCUAGAUGAGCUGGAGGCGAUGGUAGUGGGAAUGUUUUCCGAAAUCGAGAACAAAAAUGUGACGUCCCCGCAGUGGAAGGAUCUGCCCUACAGCGAGGAUCAGUUAGCAACCAAGACGAAGGUCGUUCCGGUGAAAGACUCCCGUUCGCUGACGAUUACGUUCCAAACGGAAGAUCUGGAACGCCAUUACCGUGCUGGACCGGAACACUACGCCAGCCAUCUCAUUGGGCACGAAGGUGCCGGAAGCAUUCUGUCCGAGCUGAAGGCCAAGGGCUGGUGCAACAAUCUGGUCGGAGGCUACAGCACGAUUGGCCGCGGGUUCGGAUUCUUCGAGGUCAUGGUCGACCUCACCCAGGACGGGUUCGAACACGUUGACGACAUUGUGAAGAUAAUUUUCCAAUACAUUAACAUGCUGAAGAAGGAAGGUCCCCAGAAGUGGAUCUUCGAGGAGUACUUCGAUUUGUGCGAGAUGCAGUUCCGCUUCAAAGACAAGGAGAAUCCGCUCUCGUUGGUUUCCAGCGUGGUGCAUUCGAUGCAGAGCUACCCGCUGGAGGAGGUCCUAGCGGCACCGUAUCUGAUAUCCGAGUGGCGUCCGGAUUUGAUCGAGGACCUGUGGAAUAAGUUCUAUCCGCAGAACGCGAGGAUCACCGUAGUGGGGCAGAAGUGCGAGGCUAAGGCGAACUGUGAGGAGGAGUGGUACGGUACGAAGUACUCUACCGAGAAAAUUGAUCCGAGCGUGCUUGAGGAGUGGGCCAAAUCUGACCUGAAUGGCAACUUUCAUCUGCCUGAGCGGAAUCCGUUCAUUCCGACCAAUUUCGACCUGCUGCCGGUCGAUGCGGACAUCCAGAGCAUGCCGGUGAUUAUCCACAACACCCCGAUGAUGCGAGUGUGGUUCAAACAGGAUGUCGAAUUCCUCAAGCCCAAAACGUUGAUGAAUUUGGACUUUUGCAGUCCGAUCGUGUACUCGGACCCACUCAACUGCAACCUGACGCAUCUGUUUGUGCAGCUGUUCAAGGAUCACUUGAACGAAUACCUGUACGCGGCCAGCUUGGCCGGGCUGCGGUUGAUGGUGGCCAACACUACUUAUGGCGUUAGCGUAUCAAUCGGAGGAUACAGCCACAAGCAGCACAUUCUUCUGGAGAAAGUUCUGGAGGAUAUGUUCAACUUCAAGAUCGACGAAAAGAGGUUCGAAAUUCUGAAGGAGCAAUACAUAAGGAAUUUGAAGAACUAUCAAGCUGAACAACCGUACCAGCAUGCUGUGUACUAUUUGGCCCUUUUGCUCACCGAGCAAGCAUGGUCCAAGCAGGAGUUGAUCGAUGCCUCGGAAUUGGUUACCGUCGAACGAUUGCGCAGCUUCAUCGAUGAGCUCCUAUCGCGGAUGCAUGUGGAGUGCUUCAUCUACGGCAACGUAAACAAAGAGAAAGCCCUGGACAUUUCGAGUAAGGUUGAAGAUAAACUGAAGAAUACGGACGCCAGCGUGGUGCCUCUUUUGGCUCGACAGUUGAUGCUGAAACGGGAAUACAAGCUGAAUAACGGUGAAAACUGUCUAUUCGAAAUGACCAACGAAUUCCACAAGAGUUCAUGUGCCGAACUGUACCUGCAGUGCGGAAUGCAGAGUGACCAAGCGAACGUGUACGUCGAUCUGGUCACGCAAAUCCUGAGUGAACCGUGCUACAAUCAGCUCCGAACCAAAGAACAGCUCGGCUACAUCGUGUUUUGCGGCUCGCGUAAAUCUAACGGCGUCCAGGGAAUUCGCGUAAUAGUUCAAUCGGCUAACCAUCCGGCGUUCGUCGAGGAGCGGAUAGAGCAUUUCUUGAACGGGAUGGUUGACUAUCUGGAGAACAUGACCGAGGAGGAGUUCAAACGACACAAGGAAGCGCUGGCCGCCAUGAAGCUGGAGAAACCGAAGCGACUGUCGACUCAGUUUUCGAAGUUUUUGAACGAAAUCGCCCUGCAGCAGUAUCAUUUCAACCGGGCACAGGUGGAGGUGGCAUUCUUGCAAACGCUCACCAAGCAGCAGAUCGUCGACUACUACAAGGAGUACAUCGUAAAAGACGCCUCCCUGCGGCGAUCUCUCUCGAUCCAUGUGGUGUCCACAGCCGAGGGUGGCGCCGGUCACAAAGACGCCUCCGCCGACGUGGCCAAACAAUCAACGGGCGAUGCCAGCACGCAGAAAGACUUUGUCAAGGUUUCCGACCUGGCCGGGUUCAAAUCCACCCGGGCACUGUAUCCCAUGGUGCAGCCAUACAUCGACAUCAAACCAAAGGGUAGCAAGUGUAAGCUUUAAACGACUAUUGUUCAUCGGUUUGUAAGUACUUUUCCACAGUCUCUAAUGCUAUUCUAUAUUGUAUAUCUCAUUGAGUAUAACGUGCGGUGCUGAUAUAGUGUCAUCCAGUUUUUGUCCAAUGAGACCGAUCUUGUAACGAGACGUUAUUGCGUGUUGUUUUGUAGAUAGUUUUUGUUUUUCGGUUGUACAUUUUCGUGACAAUUAUGUUUAACUUGGGAUUCUUAGCAGAAAAGAAGAAUGUCUGACAUUCGAUAUUGAUUGAAAGAUUAGUUUUAUUCAGUAGAUACAUAACACAUGUUUGCAUACAGUUUUAUUAACAAUCCACAACUGAGGGCUAUCUUAAAUGGCAUAUUGUCGUUUGACAUAACAAUCAUUUGACAUGCAUAAUAUAAAACAACCCAUUAAAAAAAAGGAACAUAAGUAUGAUUGGACCAAAUGGCUCUACCAAGGGGGAUUAACUUAUGAUCAUUAAGCAUUUAUGCCAAACGACCUAAUGCCAUACGGACGCUCUGUAAUCUUCGCUAACC